CUCACCACAUGGGUUUCAUUAGUUUAGCCGUGUCCUCCUGUCACGCACCCUGCCAUAAUUAGUAAGCCAUGACCUUUUUCUUAAGUUAUUAGUAAGCACAAACUUCAUUUUGGCCCAUCUGUCCGGACCCCCCCCCCAGUUUUCUACAGGCACCCACGUACGCCUGCCUUUUGAGCGAUUUUGACGUCUGGGAGAGUGGGAGCGAGCGCCUAGUUACUUGGGGCGAGCGAAGGAACUCUUGCUCCAGAGUGGCAGAGUGUUGUCCGUGUUGCGGUCCGGAGAUCGGGUAGAAAUGGACGGCCUCCACACGGAGCUGGCGCUGGGGCUGAUCGGGCAGCUCCAGACGGCGCCGUUCGUGGCCAAGACGUACCAGAUGGUGUGCGAGCCCAGGACGGACGCGCUCAUCCGGUGGGGCGGGGAGAACAACAGCUUCGUGGUGGCCGACGUCGCCGGCUUCUCGCAGCUCCUCCUCCCCUGCUUCUUCAAGCACGGCAACUUCUCCAGCUUCGUCCGCCAGCUCAACACAUACGGCUUCCGGAAGGUGCACCCGGACCGAUGGGAGUUCGCGCACGAGUCCUUCCUGCGCGGGCAGACGCACCUUCUGCCGCGCAUCGUGCGCCGCAAGAAGCGCGGCGAGGGCGGCGGCAGCGCCUCCUGCUCCUCUGCAACAAUCGACAGCGGCCACGAGCCGCAGCACGUGGCGUCGGCCAGUAGUACCGGAGACGAAUUGGACUUGGACGAUGACGAGGAGGAGGAAGGGAGUGAGGCGGUAUUGCUGGAGGAGGUCCAGAGGCUGCGGCGGGAGCAGACGGCCAUCGGGGAGCAGCUGGCGCGGAUGAGCCGCCGCCUGCAGGCCACGGAGCGGAGGCCCGACCAGCUCAUGUCCUUCCUCACCAGGCUCGCCGACGAGGAUUCCUCCGUCCAGCUUCUCGAGCAGGCCGCCGCCGAGAAGAAGCGGCAGCGCAUGCAGCAGAUGCAGAUGCAGUUCACCCCCUCCCGUGAUUUCGCGGCUCCUUCUUCUCCCAGUCCCAUCGCGCUACGUCCUCCUCCUCCGCGGCCACCGGCGGUGAUCGACGACGCGGCCAUGGUCGACGGGGUCUGGCGAUGGGCGGAGGAGCAGAAGCCUGCGCGGAGAUCGAUCACGACCUCAGAGCAGCCCGCUGCCAGCUCCGGGGCGCAGCAGGUGCCGGAGUUUGAGGGCGGCGGCGGGAGCGGCGUGGGGGUGGGACUGACUGAUGAUGGUGGGGCCGCCGCGGAGACGCCCUUCCCGUUUUGCCUACUUGGCCAGUGUUUCUUCUAACUAAUCGUCAUCUCUGAUGAUCACUUAGCUGUCGAGACACAUCAUGCUGGAUGUUUUGCACGGAGAAUCACUUGUUGGUGCUACGCGACGAGGUCCACAAUGGCCGUCGAGGAGGCAUUGCUCAUCGCGGCCGACCCUGAUGAGCUAGGGUUACGAAGUCCUGGACGGCGGGUUGCAUAGAAUAAGAUUCCUGUGUUUUUCUUCACAAAAAAAUGUUGCCAUGCGAGCAGACCCUCAUGUGGGAGCUGCUUUGUCCACCUCAACACUAACAUGCCUGGUUCACCUCGGGCUGGUCUGAUUUUUGGACUUCGGGUAGUCAACAACGAAGGGCAAGCUAGAUGACAAGGUUUGGAGAUGUGCUAGUUUGAGGACUAAGGUGUUUCAGUGAUUGUCAAUGUAAUUUCCUCAUGCAGAAUCGUUC
Messenger RNA from Brachypodium distachyon (stiff brome), 1721 nucleotides. RefSeq names its product heat stress transcription factor C-1a. Gene Ontology annotation, molecular function: RNA polymerase II cis-regulatory region sequence-specific DNA binding; DNA-binding transcription factor activity. The transcript is spliced from 3 exons. The record is from RefSeq and is a predicted model, not a curated record. Lineage: Eukaryota; Viridiplantae; Streptophyta; Magnoliopsida; Poales; Poaceae. Gene Ontology annotation, biological process: regulation of transcription by RNA polymerase II. Bases 293 to 1300 code for a protein of 335 amino acids. Gene Ontology annotation, cellular component: nucleus.